Messenger RNA from Odobenus rosmarus divergens (Pacific walrus), 1304 nucleotides. RefSeq names its product DNA damage-regulated autophagy modulator protein 2-like. The record is from RefSeq and is a predicted model, not a curated record. The transcript has a single exon. The coding region runs from base 245 to 1045 and encodes 266 amino acids. NCBI's taxonomy places the organism in Eukaryota, Metazoa, Chordata, Mammalia, Carnivora, Odobenidae.
AUUUGUGAAAUUUAAGAAUUGUAACUGCUGUUCUGAUUCAUGGAUCUUCAAAGAAAGCAGAGAAGAUUUCAGGAUUUACGAAGGUGCUGGUUUGUGCAGAUUUGAAGACCAAUAUCUUAUGAGCUUAUAAAACAGGAGCUGGAAAUAGAAUGGUGAACAAAACGGUUGGUUCCUGCUCUGUCAGAACCUAAGGUUUAGUGAGGAAGAUAAAACCAAGCAAACAAGCAACAAAGACCUGUUUGAGAUGUGGUGGUUUCAGCAAGGCCUCAGUUUCCUCCCUUCGGCCGUAGUAAUUUGGACAGCUGCUGCUUUCAUAUUUUCGUACAUUAUGGCCAUAACACUUCACCAUGUUGACCCUGCUCUGCCUUAUAUCAGUGACACUGGUACAGUAGCUCCAGAAAAAUGCUUGUUUGGGGCUAUGUUAAAUAUUGCCACAGUUUUGUGCAUUGCUACCAUUUAUGUUCGUUAUAAGCAAGUUCAUGCCCUGAAUCCUGAAGAGAGUCGUAUCAUCAAAUUAAACAAGGCUGGCCUUGUACUUGGGUUACUGAGUUGUUUUGGACUUUCUGUUGUGGCAAACUUCCAGAAAACAGCCUUUUUUGUUGUGCAUGUAUGUGGAGCUGUGCUCACCUUUGGUAUGGGCUCGUUAUACAUGUUCGUUCAGACCAUCCUUUCCUACCAAAUGCAGCCCAAAAUUCAUGGCAAACAAGUCUUCUGGAUCAGACUACUGGUGGUUAUCUGGUGUGGAGUAAGUGCAUUUAGCAUGCUGACUUGCUCAUCCCUUUUGCACAGUGGGAAUUUCGGCACAGAUAUCAUACAGAAACUCCAUUGGAACCCUGAGGACAGAGGUUAUGUGCUUCACAUGAUCAUCACUGCAGCGGAAUGGUCUAUGUCUUUCUCCUUCUUUGGUUUUUUCCUGACUUACAUCCGUGAUUUUCAGAAAAUUUCUUUACGAGUGGAAGCCAAUUUACAUGGAUUAACUCUCUAUGACACUGCUCCUUGCCCUGUGAACAAUGAACGAACACGGCUGCUUUCCAGAGAUUUAUGAUGAAGGGGUAAAAUAUAUCUGUGAUGAUUAUGAUUCUCAGGGAUUGGGGGAAAUGUUCAUGAAAGUUCCUUAUUCUGCUCUGAAAUUUUUAACCAGUUAAUCAAGGCUGACAGUGAUGUUGAUGAAUACUGAUAAUCAAGAGACAUAAAUAAAGCCAUUUCACAAGUUAUUUUAAAGGAUAUCUUCAAGAAGACCACGUAAAAACAUUUAUGCCUAUACUUUUUUUAAUCCCAGAAAAUAAAACCAAAGGACUACAACA